Messenger RNA from Macrosteles quadrilineatus (aster leafhopper), 1781 nucleotides. RefSeq names its product protein XRP2-like. The transcript is spliced from 7 exons. Gene Ontology annotation, cellular component: periciliary membrane compartment; cilium. Bases 70 to 1107 code for a protein of 345 amino acids. Gene Ontology annotation, biological process: post-Golgi vesicle-mediated transport. Gene Ontology annotation, molecular function: GTPase activator activity. NCBI's taxonomy places the organism in Eukaryota, Metazoa, Arthropoda, Insecta, Hemiptera, Cicadellidae. The record is from RefSeq and is a predicted model, not a curated record.
UUUAAUACAUUUCUAUUUCUUUCUAGAUGAAGAUGAAAUGAAGGAAUUAUUUAACUUCAAAGCUUAAUCAUGGGUUGUCUAUGCGACAAAAAUAUGAAGUCUAAGGAUUUGUUGACAGAUUCAAAUAAAGGAUAUUCAUGGGAAAAACGAGAACAAAACAUUGAUCCUAAUGAUUUCACCUUGGAAGCCACUGAGAACUCAGACAUCUGGAAAGUCCCAGGGUCUAUUAAUGGUCAACAAUAUGUAGUCAGAAACUGUAGAAAAUCUUGCAUUUACCUCUUAGACAAUAUCAACACUUUGACAAUAGAUGACUGUAAUGACUGUAAAUUUAUUGUUGGACCAGUCACAGGAAGCGUGUUCCUAAGGGACUGCAGGGAUUGUUCAUGUGUGGUUGCCUGUGGACAGUUCCGUUUAAGGGAUUGUCAUAAUGUCAACGUGUUUCUAUGUUGUCCGACCCAACCGAUUAUUGAGUCUUCACGUCGAAUACAUUUUGGAUGCUACCAGUUGUACUACGAUCAGCUAGAAGACCAGUUUAGAUCAGCUGGCCUGAGUGUGUUUAACAACAUCUGGAACAGUGUUCACGACUUUACACCUUCACACACGGACAUCAACUGGUGUCUAUUACCUGCUACCAUGACUGUACAAGACUAUUUCCAGCCUUCCAAUCAUCCGUUAAACCUGUCUCUAGACAGAACAUGGAGUGUUGUUCCAAUGACCACAGGAGUUUUUCCGGAACCUGAUGAAGACUUGGAGGUUUGCUUGGUAGCGUUCUUUCACACAAACAAUGAAGAAGUCUUAGCCAAAUCUUUCAUCCGACAGCUCCUUGAAGACAGGCCAUCUUGUUGGUUGGUGAGUUGCAGACAGUUGACUCUGGAAGGUAGAGAUGCCGAGGUUGUGUUUGGAAGUUCAUCCUACAACAAGGAGGCUGAGGCUGGACCUCUGGUAGGUCUGGUGUUGGCAGGACCACGGGUCAUAUACUUCUGUCAAAAGACGGCAGAGAAAGUCGUUCCUGCCAAGGACCAAGUGUAUGUGAGCUCGAACCCGCGAACAUCUCCCAUACAAGCAGAAACAUUCACCAGCGUUGCAGCCAUGCUAUUGUAUUCGUAAACACUGCCUUAGGAUUAUGUGUUGGAUACUUAUAAUUAGCCUUGAUUCAAAGACAUGUAUCUGACAAAGAACCUUUUUGGUAUGAGUUUUGAACUUGUUAAUCAAAUAUAAAUCUAUAGUGUUUGUUUUAUUUCAAAACAAAAGGGCACAAUAGAAAAGCAUAGUAAUAUCAACCAUGGUGAGUAAAGAAAACAUUUUAAUUGUUGAUAUUUCUGAAUCUAAACUUCGUUCACAAAACUUAGGCGGGUUUAAGGAAAGAAACCUAUCUCCUCCACUUGAUCCUAUCUUUAAAACAAUAGCUCAACAGCUAUGUUUUUAGAGGGGAACUUCCCCUCAAACCGCCUAAAUUUUGUGAACAGACUAUAAUUAAUUAUCAACUUAGUAUUUACAAUCAACAAAUUUUUGUCACUUGGGUAUUAUUUUCUUUUUACCGCACAUCUAGUCAUAUUCUUAUUCUUGUUUUAGGCAAUUAGGUGUUAAGAACAAAAAUCAUAACAAUGCAAUUUGGUACUUUGUACAUUUAAGUAGGUAGUUGUAAAUAACACUUUUGCCUUAAAGUUUAGUCUUUCCAAAUGUAAUGUUUGAGGUUUUACAAAAAUAAGGUACAUAUAGAUUUAUAAAAGACAUUUGUUUGACAUACUUAUAUAUACAUUUCACAUUUAUUGGUAAAAUAA